AUGUCGCUCAAGGCCAUCGAGAAGCAUGCUGCGCAAAGACGGCAGGUGUAUAAGCCUGUGCUAGACAACCCGUUCACGAAUGAGGCGCAUCUGUGGCCGCACGUCACGGAGCAGCAGUUUGUGUGGGAUUUGGUGCAGGCUACAGUUCUGUCGAAAAUUGGGAAUUUCAGCGAGGUGGCCAAGGACCAAUGGCCGUGGGACCUCUCUGUGGAAUACAACGAGAUUGUGCGGUUUCUCGAGUCGCAGAGCGCGGAAGUUUUUCUCUUCGCCUGCAACAGAGACGCGAUGGUGUCGAGUGUCCUGCUUCAGCAGGUCCCGCUGAUGUGCCAAAUGUCUGAGUGCGAAGUGACGCUGGUGCAGCUUCCGAAGGGCUCGCUGCAAGUUCUGCAGAGGUGCUUGCCAGCUGCCAAAGACGGCUUGCUGAUGCUACAAUGCAACAAGAAACUAAACUGCAAUUUUGUAGCACAGAUCAAGACGCGGGUCGACAAGCUGCAGUUUCCGUGGCUAGACUCGGUCAAAUAUCGUCCUACCAGUAUAGGGCUCGUCAGGACCACUGUACCCUUGGCGAAGGGGAAGGCAAAGGCCAAGCGUAGCGACAAGGGCAUCACUAAAGACAAGGCUGAGAGGAAAAGCUAA
This is a messenger RNA of Zygotorulaspora mrakii, 636 nucleotides long. RefSeq names its product Pop3p (gene POP3). Lineage: Eukaryota; Fungi; Ascomycota; Saccharomycetes; Saccharomycetales; Saccharomycetaceae. The transcript has a single exon. Gene Ontology annotation, molecular function: ribonuclease MRP activity. Bases 1 to 636 code for a protein of 211 amino acids. Gene Ontology annotation, biological process: nuclear-transcribed mRNA catabolic process, RNase MRP-dependent; intronic box C/D snoRNA processing; rRNA processing. Gene Ontology annotation, cellular component: ribonuclease MRP complex; cytosol; nucleolar ribonuclease P complex. The record is from RefSeq and is a predicted model, not a curated record.